CUCGUUGCUUGUUCUCGCAUGUGUACGUGUUGUGAGGGAAAUGGUUUUAGGAGCUAAAGGCAGCGCCAAUGUUGUCGAAAAUAUUCUCCUUUGGUGCACGAAAACCUGGGAAAAAGCACAAUGAUGGCGACCUGUAAGUUUCUCGUCUGAUUGACUUCGUUCCCUCGUUUGAAGAUCGUUAUAACGACGCUUAAUUUUGUUUUGUAAUUUCACAGCGAAACACCAGACGAAAUUCUUGCUACUAGAAGGUAAAUUAUAACGUGCUAAUAUGACACGAUUUUGUCGAUUUCUGUUCGUCAGUCUUCAGGUGAAAUACUAGCUAAAUUUGCGGGGUUACAAGUUCACUAGUGCUCAGAAUAUAACAGAAUUUCCUACCAUAGCUUGCAUUCGUGACCGAAAAAUUAACAUGAAUGCGAGUAGUAGCAAUUGUAAGUGUACAAUCGUGUCGCCUGCGAAAUAUGUUUCUUGGAAUUCCUGUUAACGAGAGGAUACUGUUUAAAGACCCCUGCUACUGUCAAAGUUUUGAAGUACGCGUAAAUGUAGCAAUAUCGUAGAACUUCCUUUCUUUUGUUAUGCAAGAUAAAUCCUGUAUUCUAGGAAAAUUAGUCGCGAACCUUUGAGACUGUUCUGGAAGAGUAUGUUAUGAAUGUAAAUCGACAGCAUAUGUAAAUUAUUACGCAGCAAUUGUUGGUAAAAUAUGUCGCCCUUGCAUGAGCCAUCAUGUGAAUCUUCUUCUCAAUUACCUCCCUGGUCCGUCUGCGAGUAUCGAAUUCAAUUACAGAAAUGUAAAUGUAUGGAGCUAACUUCAAGACGUGUGAUUGUAGAAUUGCCAAUGUUUCUUUCGAAUAAUUUUUUGUUUGCUAUUCCUGAAAGAGGAACUGAACCUUAAUACCAAGUCUAAAUAGCCUUGUGAUCAUUAAAGCAGCAGGAAACAUUACACAUGUUUAGAGCUUAAAAAAAAAUUAGUUUUAUGUCAUAUGAACCAUGGCAAGAAUUCUUUACAUAACUUUCGCAUUGUCUGGCCGUAGCCGAUCAUUUAUAUUAAGGACAUGAUUAUACUGCUAUCGGACAAAGGUCGAUUGACUUUUUAAUGCAAAGGUGGUGUCCAUAAAAAUGAUUUGUGUUCAACUCCCUCUUGAAUUUUGCGACUUGUAAUCGUUUAUUUUCAUAUGAAUUGCUUUUUGCCUGCUAAGCAUUACACAGCAUUUUCUGUUUCGUUGUCUGUCUUGCUAGUUGAUUUUCAACAUCGUCAAACCAUUUGUUGUUGUUGUUUCUAUUGAUAAGUAUCACAUACUAGUCGUACCCUGCAGUGUUUCAAAACUUGCAUAGAGUAGUCAUUUACUAUGAACUAUAUGAAGUAGGAAUUAUUUUUCAAUCAGAUUUGCUGACUAAGACAUAUAGAAUGAAGUUUUGUGGGAAAUUGGGUCAAUUUUCACAAACCAGAGUCCUAACAAUCAUAUUUUUGCAUAAUUAAGAUUUUGAAUUUAGCACAAGUCAUCUUUCUUACACUACUCUCAUUUGGGCAAUGGCAUUCAGGGUGGACUUAAAAUCUGAGGAAACAAAAUUUGGAUUGUAGUUUAUUCUUCAAAAGUCUCUUGAGUUGUGUUUUUCCUGGAAAUCAUGAAUAAUACUUUUUUGAUUUUACUUGACAAUUUGUCAACUUGGGAAGUAGAUUACAAUCAGCCUCUGCUUCUGGGCAAAGUCUGUGUCAGGACCCUUCUUUUCCUCUGCCUCACUCCUUUCCAUGCAAGGCAUUAGCAUCAGUCUUUUUUUCGCUGAAAUUUUUUUAGUCUUAUGACAGACUUGGCUAAAAAGCAGGGACUGCUCUUAGUCUUCACACGUAGUUGCUCCAGAUUGGCAAAUGAGGAAAGAGUUCCAAGGCUUGCCUUGAAGAAAAACCUCAAUGACUGGAUAAAUAGUUACCUGAUAAUUAUUAUAGCUAUAAUUGGCUAGAUUGAAAAUCAUAUCUUACCUAUUCAAUUAUGCCUUUAAAGGCCCUUUCCACAACUGGAACAUGAUGAGAUAAGAAUUCUGGUGUUCAAGGAAUGUGAUCGCAAAGGAAAGACCUUAUUGUUUGACUCCAAAGCAGUUCCCAAGAGCAACAAUCAACAGGUAUUCUGUUAAGUAUAAUUAAACUUGUUUUAUAAUAGUUAAGUGCAUUUGUACUUGCCAUAGAUGGAUGCCACUCCUUUGGUGAUAACUUUGCUGAGGUUUUAUGAGUUUCCUUGCAAACUUAGUGGUAACAAUAUUGCAGGGGUUUUUAGAGAUGCAGCGAUAAUUGACAGUGAGUAUCUUGUGGGAUUCUAUGAUUGGGUAUUAUUAGUGCUCUGGACUUUUGAUCUUAGGUUCAGGGAUCAGAUUCUUGACCCUAAGGUUCAAGGGUAAACUAUCAUGGGUUCAUUUUAUUUUGCCCUUGGCUUAGACACUUUAUUUGGUCCUUUUGAUGCCCUAGAUUUCAUGAUCAAUUCUCCUUACUGGCCGUCAUCACCUCUCCAAUGAUUUAGCUGUGAGAAAGUGAUGCUUAAUCAAACAUUAUUCCCUUAAUGAUAUUUUUCUUUCUUCUGAUCUCUUUACUGGUUCUUGUUGUACUGAUGUUGAAGAAGUUUAUUUUUUUCCCUGCUGGGAACUGUGUAUUGUCUUAAUCAAUUUUGAAUCCAAAGUAUAUGGUGUGAUUUAAUAUUUCAGUGCAUUUUUUUUAAUGUCACCAGGAUGCGGGGCAGAACAGAAUUUCUGAUUCAGACAAGAAGCUUUCUGGGGGCCCCAGGCUUGAGCAAAAAGGAGGCAGAUCUCAGUCAAAAUUACAGGUUAGCUAAAGUGCUGUGUGAUUCAAGAAAAUUUGAACUGCACUGUUAUACAUUUUCAUUUUAGCAAUAUUUUAUAGAGCUAGUGUAUCAAUGUCAGUGACUGAGAAACUGCAGACUUACCCCUCCCUUAGUCAGCUGACUGUUGUUGGGUCAGGGGAGCGAUGCUUUGGAAUAACAUUGGUGUAUUACAGCUAACCGAUGCAACUGAUGAUUUCAAGCUUUCCUCUUUUUUCAGGGUCAACUAAUUGUUAGAAACCAGAAUCAAAACAUAUAUAUAUAUAUUUUUUUUUUUUUUAAUUUUAUUCAUAUGUUUUUAGGUACAUGAUUGCUUAGAUACUGACAUUGAUCUGAGCUGUCAUGUGGUCAAGCUGUUCAAAAAAUUCUCUCUGUCUGAUUCUUCCUCUGUGCACCUUUUCAUAUGUCCAGUCAUCUAAAUUUUAGCCAUUAAGUAUUGAAAAGUUGGUUUUAAGCCAAUCAAAGUGCAGUGUUUCCCUGGUUGCUGUUGUAUUGAUUAUUGAAGAUAAUGACGGACCAAAGAUUUCUUUAGUUGGUGCAUGUAUUGUGCUGUGAUCAGUUCAUGUGAAGUAGCUUUCUCCCUUACCUUAUAAGCAUGACAAUUUAAAGAAGUUUCAAUCUGAUAGAGCAAUACCUAUACCUGUUAAAUUUUUAAGAAUUCCAAGUCAUUUGAGGCAGUAAUCAGAGGUACUUCAGGUGAUAAAUUUAACGGGUUACAGCUUGAAAAGGAGAACACUGGUGAAUGGGUUAUGAAACUGCAUAAGCCCUCUAGGAUUAUCUGACAAUAUUUGUAACUUUGACUCAUUUUCAUUUCAGUAUGCACGACAAAGUCACGACUCCAAAAUGUUGGGGGAGAUGAUCUUUGGCUCUGUGGCAAUGACAUACAAAGGGCAAACAGUCAAAGUCCAUGAAAUAAGGUAUGAUUCUAAAGGUCAAAGGUUAACCUAAGGGAGUUGUUCUUUUAAUUUUUUUCAUGAGUGUAUCUUGUGAAGGAAAAUAGAGGAACCUCUCAAAUAUGUAUUUUAGUUUAGCAUGAGUUUCAGGUAAAAUGGUUUUAUCUUAGUUUGUUACCUUAAUUCUUUGGGUCACAAUAGAAAAUAUUAAACAGACAAGUUGUUAAUCAUUGUGUUUUUAAAUCAUUUAAUUUGCAAUGUAGAUGUAAAUAUACAGUGUAUGUAGCACAAAGAUUACUGUCUUAAGUUUGUUGAAAUGUUCAAGAAACACUCCCUCAUUUAACACGUUAACCAAUAUUUCUCAUUUAAGUCUGAAAUCAAACUAAAGACCUAACGUUGGUCAGGUUAUAAAGAUACCAAGCUUUAGUUUUUGUCACAUGAGGUUUAACUGACUAGAAAUUAGGAUAUUAACAUUACUUUGUAAAGUCAUAAGUAUGUUAUGAUAUAAAGCAAACUUUGGAAAUAUGUAAUUUAGAUAGGUAAGUAGCUCUGACAGUCUAAGCUGGUAGAGUUUACAAAUGAAAUGGGCAUGUUUUGUUUAUUUCAGAACCCCACACCAGCUCUUACUGACCAAUGUGUUUGCUGUCCAACCAAGAAUUGUUCUGCCCAGCUGUGGGUAGGUGUUAACUGUCCUUUGAUCAUGAGUUCUUUCAUGACUACUUCAUGAAAAAAUGUUUCAAUGCAAAAAAAGUUAUUUUUUAUUUGUUCUUUUUUGUUUCUUAUUCUUUCUCAACUUAAAUAAAGACCUUUGAAGUUGAUUUACCAUCAAUAAUAUAAAUUGUGUUAACCCUUUAACUCCCAAGAUCUGAUUGUGAAUUCUCCUCUCUGGCUGCUAUCCAUUUUCUGUUAAAUUUGUUACAAGAAUUUGGUGUUAGAUCAUGAUAGCAACUUAACCCAAUAAGUUUGAUUAUUCUCAUUACUUGUUUGGUGGAUAAUAUAUGGAUAUCUUAGAGAGAACUUAAAUUUUAAUCUCUUCUGGGUGUUAAAGGGUUAAAUUUUGUGAACAUACAACUGUACACUUACAGUAACACCAGUUUUCAAGGUGCGGUACAACAUUGAGAUUAAAACAAUAGUUUUACUGGCAACUUUGAUUAUGGUUAGUAAUGUUUGGACAAAGUUCUCAUAUUUUCAGCAUGACAGACUGUUCUUUAUACAUUUCCUAACAUGCUGACAAGGAGAAUUUGUUUGCAAAUCAAAAAGUUCCUUGCCUGGUGAUCAUUUCCUUUAUUCUCAUGACCUUAAUGUGUGAUUCAGGAGUGAUCUUGUAGGGAGAAAUUAGAUGCUUGUCACUCUUAGGGUUUAAAGGGUUAAGGGGAGUUAUGCUGAGCUCCAGCCUCUUUCCUGUGUUUCAUUUUGUUGUUUGAUUUUCCUUGUUUCAGUGAUUCAAGCGAUUAUUACAGCACCAGCAGUAGUCAUGUAGAUUCAGGAAUAGGAGACAGUUCAAACAGACUUGAUCCAGACUGUGAGUCAUUGUCAUCACAGAACAGUUUUUCUAAACUUGAAGAUUCUGUUCUUGGUAAGUGUUUUCUUGUCCUGGAGUAUUCAAUCAUUUCAUGUCAAACUGCAGAAUUAUGCAUUGUUUAAAGCUUAGAAAUACAUUUACAUGUAGGACAUGGAAUGACCCAGAUUAGGGUGAAUGCUGAUAGUGUUACAAGGUGUAUGUGAAAUAUUAUUGGGAACCAUAUGGAUGAGAAAAUGUCACCAUUUUUAGAGUAUUUAUUUUCCUUACACUUAUUACUUCUCUGUAUUGUCUGCCACACAUUUCUUAGAAUUUUAGUUAUGAGAAUUUGGUGUGAAAUCAAGCAGUGGAAGUUAUAUUGUAGUGGAAAAGUGGAAAAGGGUUGAGGGGAAAUGUGUAACAGCUGUUGACGUUCAUCUCAGAUGCUCGAGAUUUCACACUUGAUAGUCAAUAUGUAUCUCACUCUUACAUGCUCAUAUACAGUAAAUGAUGCUUUUCUCUUUAAUUUUUUUAGGGAAUUCCUCCAAACCAAUGGCUGUCCCUGGCUCUUCGCCGGUAGUUGUCAUUGAUGCUGAUGAAGACAGUGGAUUCACAGCAUCUGUUGAUAGUAAGUUAGCCAAUGAAUAUCACUUGUACAUGUUGGUUCUAAAGAUCAUCUCUUCCUGGCCACCAGAAAGUGUUUUUGUUCAUAAUGAGAUACAGUUUUGUUGCUUUACCUGAAACUACUGGGAUUAGAAAAAAUGCUGUAAAUGCCACAGUUUCGAGAGACAUGUACACUGCAUAUGUAUUUUCUAAGCUACAGUAACAAAGAUUUGCUGUUGGAAAUUCAUCAGUUGUCUGGCAAAUGCUGGGCCUAUUCAAUAUAUCUGUUGCAUUUUGAUAAUUUUAACUUCAUGUAAUAUUUCCAGUAUAGCAACAUUCACUGUUAGUGGGGUUUCAAGCAAAUACUUGAUGUAAAAUUUACAAUUGUCUAAGUUUCUUUUUUUGUCUUUAAAGGUAACACAUCAUCAUGGUUCACCUCUGCAUCCUCACCUUGUGGCAGUUACCACAGACGUCUUCGUCGAAGUCAUGCCACCAGUAUUGACAACAGUUUUGGAAGGAAGAGUGAUGAGUUAUCUGAAGAUGUGAGUUCACAAAUCAAUUUGAAUAAUUUUCCUCAUAUGGGUGUUAAUGGGUUCUCUAGACCUUACCAAAUCAUACCAAAAAAUAAUUUCACCUGGAUCCAGCUUAGAAAUUUUAAAAAAAACAACACAUGUAUCUUGACAUCAGAAAUGAACAAAAUGGAUGGAAACCUCCAAUCACAACACAGGAUGCAUUGGUUAUAUUUUACUUGUUGCAAGUUUGGGAUCUCAGCUUAUAGCAGGGAUCUGCUCAUAGCUGAAUAAAUUUGGUCCUGACAGCCAGCAAGUUAUUGAUAAGGGCUAUUUUUCCUUGCCUCCUUGUAGAUUUCUCCACCUGUGGGAAGAAGACCAAAGCUGGGUAUUGGUAUUUUGUUUACUCUUGGUGACAAUGAAGAUAGAAGCAGGUACAGUUCUUACUUUAUGCAGCUUACACAUAUGAUUUUCUUGUAUUCACAGUCAUUCAUUCAUCACCUCAUGCGUUUAUUACAAACCAACUUAAUGACCAGCUCCUAGUUGGCUUGUUAUAGUGUAGCUUAGUUGGUAGAGUACUGCACUGGUAUUGCAGAGGUCAUGGGUUCAAAUCCCAUACAGGCCUGAAUUUUUUUCGGGCCUUAUUUUCACUACUUCUCAAGUAGUGUGCAUUACUGUAAAGAUUACUUUCAUAUUCAUGUUAUUUGUUCUAUCUACCUAUUCUUAACUCACUAAUGUACAACAAAUUGUAAACUUCUGCUCAGAUAUACAUGUAUUGUAAAUGUGCGCACCAAUUUUGCAUUUCUCAGAGAAAGAUUUCAUAGUUGCAGGUCAUUUAACAAACUACAUGCAGGAACAGUUCUGAUGGGGGCUUCUUUUCAUUUCUUCACAGGGCUCUUCAAGGGGUAUUUUUUGCACAUUUCCCUUUGUUUGAAUUACACGUGAUGAAACUUAGAGUGUCCAUUGAGAAUGCUUGUUUUGGAAAGCCAAGGUUAUUUACAAGUCAAGUCAUUGAGGUAAGGAUACAUACAACAAAUGUGUUCAAUUCCUUUUUUUUUUUAAUGUAGAUUGCUGGUUGUCUGCAAGUUGUACAGGGGUGUGUAACUUGUUUUUUUGCUUGUCUAUUUUUGUGUCUCUCUUUUUUGGUGUUUCAUCCCUUAAGUUCUUUCUUGCAUAAAGGGGGUAAGUUUCUAAAGAAACUAGUGCUGUGUUGGUGAGAGAGUACACCAACUGAGUUGAUAACGUAAAUUAGCCACUGUAAAGAGUUUCAAAGCUGAUAUUGCAAGCAUUAGCCCCUUGUCAGAGUAGAUGGCAAAAGGGUAACACUUGAAACAUCAGGUUUAAAACUCUCUCUUGCAUAAUUUUGUUUGUGUAUCAAUUUAAAUCAAAUUGACUAGCUGUGUGUGUGUGUGAAUUACUUAGGUAUUCAAUUGUUUUGUCAACAGGCAGUGAACACAUUUCGAGACACAAUUCACAAUAUGCUUGCAACACCAAGACUCAAGGUAACAAACAUGAAAUAUUUUUACUCUAUGUGCAAUAUGUAAAACUUAUCACAGCUCAACCUUUUGUAAAAAUUUAACAUCUAGCAACCAUUUUUGAAGUAGUUAAUAAAUGUACAGUACAGUGUAGAUGGGAUGACCAUAUUGCACAAUAAUACGUGAUGUGUUUUUCACCUAAAGAAUCAGCAAAAAGGAGGAAAAAUGUUUUGGCCAGUUCUGUGCAUGAAACAGUGUUGAUUUUCUUCCCAAUUUUUUUUAUAAUUAUCAUGAACACAAUAAAAUUACCUGAUGAAAACUUAACUGCUUGCAACUUGUUGACUGCCUCAGCAAUUUUGGCAACUAAAAUGGCUGCUGUGUUUAGCAGCUUAUUCAUUUAUAUUGAAUUUAUGCAGACAAAACAAUAAUGUAAUUGAUAAUGAUGGCAGCUGUUUGUGACUGGAGAGAAGCAUGUAUAUUGUACUUAUCAGCACCAAUAGUAACCAAAUCUUGAGUGUUUUUCAUAGGGAAUGUCACAUCUGUUAUAUAGAUGUAACAUCCAACCAGAGGUCAGGAAGUGACUCUUUUCACUAAAGUGUCAGCGAUAUGAACUUUAAUUUGUGAAAUUAUUGACAGAGUUUGUUUUGAUUUCUUUAGGAACCAGUAUGGUUGAACAUAAUGACACAUUCUUCACAUCGCUUGCAGCUGUGUGAGAAAUUCAUGGUUGAGUUGGUUGACUGCCUCAAAGUUGGAAACAGCAGGGGGACAAACUUGUAAGAAUAACUUAAAGUAAAUUUGGAGGGUUGCUUGAGAAAAAAGAAAAAAAUGCAAGUGGAAAAUGAAAGAUUGUUAGAUUUCCUUCAAAUUAUCCUCUACUCCUUUGUGAAAGCCAGGGACAGGAUGAUGUUUUAUGGAAAGUCACCUAGGGUGUUAUUCCAGGCACCCCUUAAUUUUUUAAGACUACAAUUUAGUAACUGUAACUAUUAAUGGUUUUGUUUACAGUUAUUGUUUAUUAAUUCAGGUACUAAAUUAGAGGCACACAAAUAAAUGUAUUAUUGAUAUUGAGUGUUUUCCUUUCCUAGUUUCAUGGCAGCUGUUCUGACAGCUGUGUUGCAGAAUCAUCUUGCAUGGGUGUCAACAGUAAUGCCAGCUGGAACAGCCCCAAGCCGAGCAUUUCUGGACAAACAUUCAUCCAAAACUGUGAGUCUUAAUGUUCUUCUGUUGGUAGUAGAAAUUUACUGUUUGAACAAGGGAUGUUUACCUUGGUGGUGGGAGAAUUGUCUUAUCAAACAUUGAUGUUUCAACCCCAAUUUCUUCUUGUAGUGUAGAUCCUCAUCAUUGUUCUUAACAUAUUCUUCACAUGCAUCUUGUGGGAUCCAUAAGGAAAUUUUUAGCACCCAUUUAAAGCAGAUUUUAUAUUUUUUGUUCAUUUAUAGUUGGAUCUGCUUGCUCAGUCACAUCCAUACAAUCCACUCUGGGCUCAGCUGGGGUAAGAUAAUAUUACAUGUUCUUCAUUUUAAUCUUUUGAAGUUGAUUCAGGGAUGAGAUUGUCUUGGUUCCUUAUCAGAAAUACAUUUAUCCCUUGUUUUUUGGUAAUUGUUGGAAAUUCAGUGACACCUUUUACUGUAAGUUAUGGACCAAGUUUUUUCCACUAGAAAUCCAAGUGGAAAAAACCAGGUUCCAUAACUUACAUUAGGGACUAAGAGAACAAGGUUGGUAAGAUAUUUAGUACACUGAAUAUCUGUUGUUUCAAAUAGAGGGGGAAGAUGUCAAUUCAAACAAACAUGGGAAUUAAACGCUGCUGAAAUUUGUGCCCACACUGAGGUGUUAAUUACUGUUUUGGGAAGAAAGGAGACAAAUACUUUUCUGAUCUGAAAAUUGUUUCUUCACAUGAUUCUUGACCUGUUUACAAUCCCAAAGUAUGGUUGUUUUGUAAAUUUUAAACUUGAAAUCCUUCCUGUUUUGUACAUAUGAACACCUUCCAUAGAUUUUCUUCAAAACAAUUGAUUUUUCUUAAUAACUUUUUUCUUCUUCAGAGACUUGUACGGGGCAGUUGGAUUUCCUCUUCGAGUUACAAGGACUGUAGUUGUUGGGAAAGACUCCAAAAUUGUUUCAAAAGUGUUGAAUAUCCUAAGUUAUUUCAUAAGAUGUACUGAGGUGUUUGAACAUGUACAGAAAAGAGAUGAUGAAAGCAAGGAUGACGUGAAGGAGAACAUCUCUUGUUUUGGUCAAGAAAGUAUACAGACUGUCUGCUCCCAGUGUGGAAGCAAAUCUCUUUCUGACGUUGAAAACUCUGGGAAAACUUUAAUAACUGAGCCAAGUGCUUGUAUGCAAUGUAAACAGAACUGCGAAGGAAAGUGUGUGCUACAUGAGAAGUUAACAGGCAAAGAAAACAGAGAGAUAAUACGUGAGCAGUUGAUUUCACAAUUGCAAGGUACUAAUGGGCUUACACAUUGUUUGCAUUGUAAUGCAAGAAUUACUGACGGAAGCUCAGUGGAAAAACUUCCAGGCAUUGAAAUACUUCAGUCUGUUUGCACAUGUAACAAGAUCUCAAAUGGAGGUGUGCACAAGGAGUUGAAACAUUUUAUGAAAGAUUCAAACUUGAUAGCUCUUGCUAAUAGUCACUGUGGCUCUUUCCAAUGUUAUUGUUGCAAGAAUGCAUCUGAAAAAGGAAGCAUUGUUCCUAAAGGAAGAAAGUUCAAAUGUUACUGUGGCUUGGAAAUCGAUUCUGACAAGAAUCAAGCAAAGCAGAAUUGCGUUCAUUGUUGUGCUCAAUGUUUAGAAAAACUUCAGUCCUCACAAAGUGCCAAAGGCAACUAUCCUACAGAAAUAAACAAUUCUCUAGCAACCAAGAUUUUGCAGGCUGUUCAAAGGCAAGAUUCUGUUGGCAGUGGUAAUGAAAAUGUGGGUAGGCGGAUUUCUGAGGCAGACAGUUGUAUUUCUGAGGACAGAGACUCCAUAUCUCUGAGAAAUAAUGUGUUAGAUAAAUGCACUGAUGUGGAAGAGAGCAUAGCAUCUUAUGGAAGAAGUGGCUCAGCUGAUUCGGGCAUCCAUCAGAGCCCUUUACACUCGCCCUCCAUUCGAAGACCUGACAGUUUUCCAACUGUUGUCUCGUGUCAUGUGGAAGAUGAGCAAUUGCCGGAAGAAAUUCCUUUACCUAGGUACAGAAAAUAAGUUCAGGACUUUUUAUGAAAAAUAUUCUGUGAACAAUACAUGUAUUUUAUUAGACAUUUUGGUGUAUGGUAUUGCUCGGUAUCUUUUCGAGUUGUGCCUUUUUUCGACGAGCUCACAGCACAAGUCACAGUACGAACAACAAGAAUUAUCCAACUGCUCUAUUUCAUGUGCGUUUCUUAAAAAGUGGGAAAAGCGAGUGCAGUACAUUUGGAUAAUAAGAUGCAUUAUAAUAGUCUUUGUUAGUGACCGUUGGCUUUACUUUUUUCCCUUAAAUUUGUUUAAAUUUUUACUAGUCUUGGAUAAUCUGACUGGUCUGUAGUUUUCCUACAAUGUGUGUUGUAACAGUCUCAGAAGUACCAUUUUUUCUCCUCCUGCUACAGAACAACACUCUAAUUUAAUAUUCUUUAUUAACAAGUACAUUCACAUUUUUCCCCUCAAACACUUUUAGGACUGAAGAAGUGAGCUUCUCCAUAAACAGGUAAGAUAAUGUUUUUCUUUUUUUUUUUUUUUUUAUUUUGUGAGACACUUUGCUGCGCCGCGUGUGAAACUUUUUUUUUUAAUUUUUACCACAUUUGGAUGUUAUUUGUGUUCUUAGCUAAACAGUAUCAUGGAAUCUAUUAUUUAAGCUUUCAAGUAGAUGUGCAGGAACAUGGAAUCCAUUUGUGAAAUAAAAAUAUUAAAUGUACCUAAUAUUUUACUCCACAGCAAAUCAGAUGAUUGGAAAAUCUUUAACAACUUUGGACGAUCAAUGUUUGCAGGGUUAGUUGAAAGACUUCUACAUGUUAAUUUUGCUAUACUUAAAAACUGGUAUAUUGGUAAAUUUGUCUGUUUGAUUUAAUCAUGGUGUGUAGAAUUUUCAAGAUUUCAAAGACCGCAGUUUAGAGUUAUUUAUUCCAAUAUGAUUCCUCUCUUUGAAUUCAGAAUUGUGGACAGUUAUCUGCCAGACUUGGUUCUUCAGGGUGUUCAGGAAAAUGACUUUCGAGGAAGACUAUCAGCUGACCUAAAGCUUGCAUUGCAGGUGAGUAGUAUGAUAAUUUCCAUCUUUGCCCAUCAUCAUAGUUAUGUGUAAUUCUCUCGACGUGCAUGCAUUCAUCAGCUAUUAACACUUUUUUACCUAAAUGGACACUGUUAAGAAACAUGUCAGGGAAAUAUUUUUGAUGUAGAGCUGAUACAGACCCGAAAGCAUAUGGCUUUUUCGGUAGCGCAUUAGACUCUAGGAGAUUCACAGAUGAUGAAAAUUGCUGGUCGCCGGCCUGAAAGGAAAAUCCUUUUAGGCUGGUCUAGCUUGCUGAAAUCUUGGCAAUAGUGUUCUUUGCCAUAAAAUAUUGUUGCAAUUGCAUGACAUUUAACUAACCUCAGGGAACAAACGAUAAAUAACAGCGCUUUAAUAAUUUUUUUUUCACAGCACUCAGUUGUGGAUGAUCCGGUCUCAGAAGCAGUGUGUAUCAUUGCUAACACCGAUAAAUGGUAAGUGCGAAUCAUUCAUUAAUGCUCCCAACAGUUUGUGUGACUUUCACAAAAAUGACCGCAGCCUCGAUAUAUUAAAAUGACAAGGAACUAAUUGCAAAAUUAGGGUCAGUUGAAGGCCUUGUGUGUCUCAAGAGAUUUGAAAUGAAAAACGAUGCAAAAAAACAGAGUUUCAACUUACCACAAUAAUUCAAUGAGGAGAAAGGCAAUUAUCAGGGUGCGCACGGGUCCUGGAAAACCUGGAAAGUCCUGGAAUCUUAUUUUGACAUUUUCCAGGACUGGGAAGUCCUGGAAAAAGACUACAGGUUCUGGAAAGUCAUGGAAAUCUGUUGAACUCGUGCGAUAAAGUUUUCAGAUAUAUAUCUACGUAACGUAACGUACGUUAUACGUUAUAUACGUUACGUACGUUAUAUAUACGUUACGUGUGUCGAGCAUGAGGAGAAUUGAUUUUGACAUUUUGGGAAUGGAAGGGUUUAACGUGAAAUUUGGAGACCCGGAAAAAUCAAUCUGAGUCCUUAUUUUCGAAACACGUUUCUUAUGAAAACGUUUGUGGUAAUUUUGAAAUUCACCGCGUGGCUUUUGUUGUAGGACUUGUGAAGUUGUCUCCAUGAAAAAGAAUCGGAAACAGCCAACUUGGUAAGAAUAUACCUGUAUUUUUAAUCAGAGAUCAGUACCCAGAUGCUUUCUACCGUACAGUUUUUGAACACUGGAAGUUAGACAGGUUUUUUGAAUCAGGAAGCAAUGAGACAACACAUUUUCGAUGAAUGUUAUUCUGAAAUUGGAUGUGAAAGGUUGAAGAAUCACCACUUAAUCAACAUUUGUCGUAGAAAGUCGUGCCUUCACUUCAGUAUUGGAUUAAAGGAGGAACUAGUAUUCUUAUUUUGUGUAUGUUUGUUUGUUUGUUUUUUUCCAAUUAAUUUGCAAUUUAAUCUUCGCCUUGAUGCUCAACUUGUUUGCUGUGAUUUAUUCUUCUAGCGAUCCCAUUCACCAUGAACAACAAGUAGAAGUAUCCAACUUAGUGUUAUCCAUGUUAUCUUCCGUCAGCGGCUUAUGGGACAUCAAAAUGUCGGCAGAGUUUGUAAGUUCGGAUCUGUUGUUUCUACUUUUGCUGGGUAAAUUUAUCUUUUUGAAAUAGAUUGAUAAAUAUGCUUGAAUGGGAGCUAAAAUACAGGUGUUCGAUUGCUCGAGGUUGACACCCAUAGCUACAUGGAACAAUUGUUACUUUUCUUGUAAGUUAAACAAAAAAGUAGUUUCAGGGGAAAUAUAAUUGUCUGUUUAUUUUUUAGAGCUUCCUCGUGAGCCUACAGGUUUCAUGUAAACUUUGUACUUCGCCCAGGCUCACAUCACCACAACCGUGUUUUUUGCUUCAAAAAAAUAAAUUAAAAUCUGGGUUAUGACCCUCUAGGCUUCAACUCAGUCAGAAUGACGUGUUAUACCAUGUUCAUCAGCAAAAGCCUUCUUGAAUUACAUGAUUUAGUGAAUUUGAAGAAAUUGAUAUUGGUUAGCUAUUGCUUUAAAUGUAAUCAUAGCGUUUUUGUUCACUUUUAUAGUGUUUAAUGCACUUGGAAGAUAAACUGAAAGAGAUAUAUCUGAAGAGCAAGGUAGGUUGGCAUCUUAUAUUCUUUGCUCCAUGGAGCGCUUGUCGGUUAAUUGUCGUAAACCAAUCAGAAGAAAGGAAAAUAGUUUUAGGAGCCAAUGGGAACCCAUAGUAAAACCGACCAAACUGCUAACAGCGCGGGAAAACGUCGGCGACAAAGUCGUAAGUGGUUUUAGCUUUGCAUCUGAUUGGUUGAGAGAUGGGCGCGAGUUUUCUGGACCAAUUACAGCAAUCUCCCGUCAACACUCAAUUGAAAAUUGCUCAAAUGGCUGCAAUGCUGUCUCGCUAGGAGCUAUUGUUUGGUUUUUGUCACGUGGCACUUUGGUGUUGCGUAACACGAUCAAACACUAGCCGCGAAAGAGACAAGUUGUUUUCAAGACUUAGCUUUUGAAAAUAAGUCCAUUUUUUUCUAAUUUUUUAAGGUUACCGAAGGCUCUGAAUAUCUUAUUUGCAAUUUUUUUCUUCUAAACUUUCUCAAAUGAUUUAUCUUUAUAAGUUAAUUGCAAUGAAAUAAUAUUAAAUUAUGAUCACAGAACCCUUUUUUGAGUUACAGGCACAGUGAGCUUAUUACCCUAGUGACUAAAUAGGUUCAGGCGUGCAAACACAGUGACCAAUUGUGGAAUCCGUUUUGAUUCUUACAACAGGUAAUAACAGAGAGAUUGAGGGACAGACGAAAGGUAUUGACACGUGAUGAUCUCACAAAUAUGCUCAGGUAAAUAGGAAAUAAUUAUGAGACCUCCCCCUCUUUUCCAUUUUGUCACCGUCGCACUACCCCCUCCUCCCCCUCCUUCCCUUCCUCGAAAGAAUCCGUACCUCUUAUAGUAAUUCAUCGUGAGAUAUUUUACACAAACAGUCUCUCUAAUUAGAGUUUUCAUUCAGAGAGUUUGUGUGUGUCUGUUGGGAAGGAAGAGGGUAAGGGGGAACUGGGCGUGGUGGGGGCCCAGCUCGCACGGAGGGAACAGGUUUGCAAUUUAUUUCUUUGCGAAUUUUUCAGCACUUAAAAACAACUUGCUAGAAUUGUCAUUUGCCACCUUCGUGUUUUUUAUAUUUUGGCUUGGAAUUGUUAGCUAUUUUUGGAGGGUACUUCAGAUCGAUGGUAAGUUUUUCUCUUAAUUUUUUUUUUCAGUGUGGAUGACAACGAUGUACCUUUACUGCUGGCAGUAGCUGGUACCCAUGCCCCGCAGAGUAUAACACUUGUUGGCUGAGCAUGAAGUGUCACGCUUGAUAAGAUUCAAGUUGCCCUCAAGCGAUGCUUGUUACAUGCUUCGAUGUUAUUUCAACAUCAUCAUCAUCACCACCAUGUCCACACCAAUACCGCUGGAAUGUGUGUAUUCUGUGUUAUUCGACGGAAGGCAUACUGAAGCAGAAAUAUUCUCUGUGAAAUUGAAGACUUGUGUUACAUUCAGAUGUCAUCACGACAGAACCUCUACUAGCGUGACAUCAACCAUCAGGAGCUACUCACCACGAAGUAAAGUUAACUUGUCUGUGUGUAACUGAAGUCCUUAACUCAGAAGUGGAAUUUCCCCGGGUUUUCAUUUAAAGUGUUCUUAACACAAAACCAACCAUAAUCGUUAAAAAUGAAUCACUCUUCAGGAGUGGAACCUAGUACAUUGAAAAUAUUCAGCAGGAUUUGGAACAGAAUAGCUGGGGCAGAAAACUUGCGAGGAGUACUUUCAUGCUUUCGCAUAGGCAAAGAGGUUUUCUUUCUCAAUUUUCCUUUCCAGACAGUACACUUAGCAAAUCAUUUCACGCUCGAUUGAGUUUUCUCCUCUUACUGGGAGAAUUUGUUAGUAGAGGAUACGUUUUUACAUGCACAGAACCUCGCAGAAAACUUGUCGACACAACUUGAUCACAAGCCACGCUUAUAAAGUUACAAAAUCACUAUUCGCUAUGGUUUAUUCCAUCGAAAGUAGUCUUACCCAUGUGUUUCACGAGAUAAUAUUUUUUUUUGUAACAGAAAAAGAACAGUAUUAAGAUCUUCGCUUACUUUCACUGUUUGACAAAUUCACCCGACUGUUUACCGUCAAUUCUCUUCCUAUGGAAGAAACUAUCCUCUUUUUCUUGCUUGCCGGACGAAAAUUUUUAGGAGAAGAGUAAAUUAUAAACCACGCCGCUCAUAUUUAUUACUAAAUACAGCUAUUUUCGAAGCGGCCUUCUGUUAAAUCGUAUAAUUUUAUCUUAAAUAAAUGUUGAG
This is a messenger RNA of Pocillopora meandrina, 16229 nucleotides long. NCBI's taxonomy places the organism in Eukaryota, Metazoa, Cnidaria, Anthozoa, Scleractinia, Pocilloporidae. The record is from the annotation of a GenBank genome assembly.